Anopheles stephensi (Asian malaria mosquito) is the source of this 819-nucleotide messenger RNA. RefSeq names its product 60S ribosomal protein L14 (gene RpL14). The record is from RefSeq and is a predicted model, not a curated record. Lineage: Eukaryota; Metazoa; Arthropoda; Insecta; Diptera; Culicidae. Bases 16 to 627 code for a protein of 203 amino acids. The transcript has 4 exons. Gene Ontology annotation, cellular component: ribosome; cytosolic large ribosomal subunit. Gene Ontology annotation, molecular function: RNA binding; structural constituent of ribosome. Gene Ontology annotation, biological process: translation; ribosomal large subunit biogenesis.
AGCGUUGCUUCCGGAAUGACGGAGCUGUCACCUGUCGGUGGAAUUGUCAUCUGUCAGCCUUCUUUCCGGUCCAAAAUGUCGUUCACCAAGUUUGUGGAGACGGGUCGCGUCGCCAAGUGCGCGGUUGGAAAAUACAAGGGACGCCUUGUGUGCAUUGUCAAUGUGAUUGACCAAAAUCGGGUUCUGAUCGAUGGACCUACCAGCGGUGUUCCCCGGCAACAGUACGCCGUCAACCAUCUGCAUCUGACGAAGUUCCGUGUACGCUUCCCGCACACUGCCCGUACCCGUCUGGUGCGCGAUGCUCUCGUGAAGUUCGACAUCAAGAAGAAGUUUGCCGAAACCAGAUGGCACGAACGGGCCGCCGCUAAGUACAAGCGCUUCAACAUGACCGAUUUCGAUCGCUUCAAGCUGCGUCUGGCUCGCCGUGAACGUAACCGCGUCGUGAGCGCUCAGUACAAGAAGAUGAAGAAGGUGGUCGUCAGCAACGGUAUGCUGUUCGGUAAGCCCCGCAAGGGAACGAAACCGCUGCCAUCGAAGCGCGAAAAGAAGCCCGAGGACGCGAAGAAGAAGAAGAAGGUGCGUCCGGCCAAGAAGGGCGCUGCUGCGGCUCCGGCCAAGAAGAAGUGAGCGGUUUGGCAAAUAAUAUCUACGUUCGGGAGUGUGUAUAAUUAUUAAAAAACCGUUCAGACUACAACAAAAAAAAAAAACACAUAAAACAACAAAACUAAGUCGUCCUACCGAUCCAUCAUUCACAUUCAAUUGGAGAAAGUAAUGGAAGGAGAGAAGGAAAAAGGAAGUAAAGAAAGAUCACACACAAUA